AUGAGGCUCGGCGAGCAGCACGUGGGCGUCCGGCCGCAGGAGGUGCGCGCCGCUGCCGUCCGCGGCUGGCGCGCCGAGGUCGCCGAGUACAGUUUCCUGGAGAUUGGCGAUACGAGGAUCGACACGGUCAUGGACUGGGACGGGCUGGCGUGGUCGGAGAGGGAUCUCGGGCUGCGGCCUCUGGCUGGCGCGCCGAGGCUCGUGUCGAAGACGUCGUGGGACAAGGGGCGCGUUGGCGGCGAGGGGGCGUGGCAUCGGUGGGAUGCGCGGUUCUGGGCGAGGGAGCAUUUUGAGGGUCACUCGUUUGUCGAGGCAUAG
This is a messenger RNA of Verticillium alfalfae VaMs.102, 318 nucleotides long. RefSeq lists its product with no specific name. The coding region runs from base 1 to 318 and encodes 105 amino acids. The transcript has a single exon. The record is from RefSeq and is a predicted model, not a curated record. NCBI's taxonomy places the organism in Eukaryota, Fungi, Ascomycota, Sordariomycetes, Glomerellales, Plectosphaerellaceae.